Saprolegnia diclina VS20 is the source of this 435-nucleotide messenger RNA. RefSeq lists its product as hypothetical. NCBI's taxonomy places the organism in Eukaryota, Oomycota, Saprolegniomycetes, Saprolegniales, Saprolegniaceae. The transcript has a single exon. The record is from RefSeq and is a predicted model, not a curated record. The coding region runs from base 1 to 435 and encodes 144 amino acids.
AUGGCGACCGACCUCCUCCUCCUGGGCCCGUCCGUGGCGUCCUUGGCCUGGACGCUCCUCUGCCUCGUAGCCUUCAUCGGCCUCCGCGUCCUCCAGCAGGCGCGCCAGCCCUCCACGUGGAUGCAAGCCUUUGCUUCGCCUACGGCGCUCGGCCUCCCGCUGCACGCCACGACCCGCGACGCGCUCCUCACCGAGUACUACGACCCGCCGCCGAUGGCCGUGUAUGGCCUCGCGCUCGCCGACGCCAAGCCGCGCCUACUGCACGACUACGUUGUCUCGCCGCUCUUGCAGUCGAUCGUCUGGUGGGAGCGGGCACAGGCAGUUCCCAUUGAUGUGAGCGACGUGGUCAUGUCGCCACUCCUUCGCAUGCUCUCGCUGAUGCUGCCGCGCGCGCCGAACGACGAGACGCCGCCGAUGAGCACGCGCACCGCGUAG